This is a messenger RNA of Gadus morhua (Atlantic cod), 2103 nucleotides long. It is a transcript of the gene luzp2, whose product is annotated as leucine zipper protein 2. NCBI's taxonomy places the organism in Eukaryota, Metazoa, Chordata, Actinopteri, Gadiformes, Gadidae. The coding region runs from base 249 to 1298 and encodes 349 amino acids. The transcript is spliced from 12 exons. The record is from RefSeq and is a predicted model, not a curated record.
AGCUCCACCCGCUCGCGCCUCCACUCAGGGCUGCGUCUGUCUGCACGAGGACCUAGCGCGGGAGCGAGGACACUAAAACAGAGCUAGAAGACAGCAAGGGAGCGAGAGAGAGAGAGAGCGAGAGAGAGAGAGAGAGAGAGAGAGAGAGAGAGAGAGUGAGAGAGAGAGAGAGAGAGAGGGGAGGAAAAGGAAGGCGCGCGCGGAGGAAGCAGCCAGUGCCACGGGAGGAGGACCGCGAGAGGACCGAUAUGAGAUUCAUCAUCCAGGCGAUCUCCCUGCUGCUCCUCUGUCCGGGUCCGAGCUCCAGCGCGAGACAAGGCUAUGAGGGGCUGCAGAAGAAGCUGAAGGAGGUGUUCAGUGAACGGAGCGGCAUCCUGCAGCAGCUCUCGAAGACAUCAAAGGAGCUCGACAGCAUAAAAGGCAACCUGCAGGUCCUGAAAGGCGAGGACCCGGUGGCCAAGCAGGCGAUCCAGCGUGUUCUGGAGCUCAGCAGCAAGCAGCGGAAGGAGAUGAAGAGCCUCCAGGCCGCGCUGCAGAAGCAGCUGGAGGAGGCGCGGGAGCGGGAGGAGAAGCAGCAGGCCACGAUCAAGUACCUCAAGACCGAGAUGGAGAAAAAGACCAAAGUCAUUAAAGAUCUCCAGCAAGAGAACAAGAGCCUGAAAAACAAACUUCUGUCAGGCAACAAGCUGUGUGACGUCCAUACGGAGGAGUCCAAAAAAAUCCAGGCUCAACUGAAGGAACUCCGGUACGGGAAAAAGGAUUUAAUUUUUAAGGGGCAGCAGCUCAUGGAUCUGGAGCACAGGUUAACAAUAGCCAAGGAGCAGCUGGAGAAGACCGCGCUGGACAAGGAGUCUCAGCUCAAGGCCCUGAAGGACACGGUCCACAUCUGCUUCUCGGCCGUCCUGCAGAACCAGCACAACGGCGGCAGCCAUCGUUUCCCUGCCAGCUCGGCCCAGCUGUUCAGAUACUCUCCGCUCAUCAACAGCUCCAGAGUCACCUACCAGCAGCCCCACGCCAAGGAUAUCUCCAAAGUGCGGAGGCUGGUGAAGCCCAGCCAGGCGCCCGGGGACACGGGCGUAACGAGGAGAGAGAACGGCAGCCUCCCGGCCUGCCAGAUGGAGAAGACGGGCCGCGACGGUUUCCCAAAUCAAACCAAGGAGGCGAUCCUGGAGAGCAGGACGCUGCCUGAGAGUCAUCAGCAGAGGAGCCCGACGCAGAUUGGACACAUAACCACGGCUCUCCCAGACGACAGGAAGGAGGUAGAUGAGGACGGCACCAAAAAAGACACAGCAACAUGAAUCCCCCCCCACCACAACCACAGACCACUGAGUGGACAGCUUGUCCAUGGAAAUCCGAACCCUAGCAUUAUCUGGAAGAUGUUUAAAGAGCACACGCUUAAGCACGCACACACAACGCACACACAGACAUGGAGAAACAUGACAUGAGUGCACACAAACCUGCAUAUACAUACCUUGUUUGCGACCGCAGGGACACUAAAACUGUCCAUGAUUUGAUCAAGCCCUUUGUUUUGACCACCUGUUUGGAAACCCCAUAGUAAACGGCAUGCAUUCUAGAGUUCUUUUGAGGUAGUAAUGGCACUGGUAACGUUCAUGAUUGUUCAUCUGUUGUUUACUAAAUAGAUUUUAGUUGUGUUUUGUUUUGAGCGAGGACACUGCUUUCUUAAUGUGUGAACUUUCUAGUAAAAUCCCUUUGCACUGGUGAGGUCUGACACUGUAUAUUGUGGUAAGAACACAAUUUUACAAAAAAAUACAAAAAAUACAAAAAAAGUAUUAAUACUUAACUUUGACUAUCAUUUGUCAUUCAUUGUAGCAAGGUUAAUUUACUCCACAUUUUUGAAAUAUAUAGCCUCAAGUUGGCUGGCCAACUGUUGAACAUUUAAUAUUUCAGAGCUCUCUAUGCCUUUAACACACGGGGGCUAGGGGCCGAGACUCACACUGAGUCGUUUCCAUGAGAACGUGCCAUGCACUGAGUAGUUAUUCCUAGCUACAUUUAUCUGUGUUAUCUGACCUUUCUGUGCCCUUUCAAUAAACCGUAAUUUUCAGUAAAUGUGUGAUGAAUAAAUGGUUAUUUGUUGGAAAUAAA